Molecule: messenger RNA, 1731 nt
Organism: Cryphonectria parasitica EP155
Lineage: Eukaryota; Fungi; Ascomycota; Sordariomycetes; Diaporthales; Cryphonectriaceae
Exons: 2
Coding region: 1-1731 (576 amino acids)
Biological process (GO): protein folding; protein peptidyl-prolyl isomerization; protein polyubiquitination
Cellular component (GO): catalytic step 2 spliceosome
Molecular function (GO): ubiquitin-ubiquitin ligase activity; peptidyl-prolyl cis-trans isomerase activity
Source: RefSeq, a predicted model, not a curated record
AUGGGCAAGGGCACAGACAAAUUAUACAUCACCCACUCGGAGUGGAGUUCUUCCGAUGCCUUCUCAGCCAGCGUUGGAGCUGGUGCUGGAUCACGAGCGCAGCGCGGCGCCGGCGCAAACUUCAGACGCCUCCCUUUCAACUUCUGCGCCGCAAGCUUACAACCUUUCAAGAACCCCGUGUGUACGCCUGAUGGGACAAUAUUUGAUGUCGAGGUCAUAAGUGCAUGGCUCGACAAACACGACACCAAUCCUGUGAACGGCAACCCUCUCGACGGCAAGGACUUGAUCAAAUUGAACUUUGCGCGGAACGCAGAUGCCGAAGCAGACCCUAACGCCGGGCCUACAGAUGGCAAGGGAGAUUUGAUUGAUCCCGUCACCUUUAAAGUUUUCACCGACAACACGCACAUCGUAGCGAUUCGCCAUGGCACUUACGCCAACGUCUUUGCAUGGGAGACCAUCCAGCAGAUGAACAUCAAACAGAAGAAUUGGCAUGAUUUGGUGGACGACAAGGAAUUCGGUAGAAAAGACAUCAUCACGCUACAAGAUCCCCAAAACGCAGCAUCCAGGAACCUGAGCGAAUUCCAAUAUUUGAAGGACGGUGGUGAUGUCCUUCUCACUCCCGAACAGGUAGAGGAGAGGAAAUCGGGCAGCGUCAACGUCGAUGCCUUGGGCCGCAUCGGUGAUAAGGUCCUGCGGGCGAAGGAGGCGGUCGAGAAAGCAAGGCGAGAGAGGGAGGCUACUGGCGAUGUCAACCGGUCUUCCAAGGCAUUGCAGAAGUCUUCUAUUACCAAUGGGUUCAGGAAGCCAGCCAUUCAGGAGAAGAAGCUGGCUCACAACGCUGCGACAUACACAACGGGAAGGGCCGCCGCAAGCUUCACAAGCACUGGACUCACGCCAGAGACAAGCGGAGAGCGCGCUACCCUGACCCAGGAUGAAUGGAUGCUGAAGCCAAAAAGGGUCAAGAUGAAGGGCUAUGCCAGGGUGGAAACCAGCCUGGGCGACGUCACCAUCGAGUUACAAACGGAGACAGCCCCGAAAGCCGUAUGGAAUUUUGUGAAACUGAGCCAGAAGGGUUACUACCGUGGCACGAUCUUCCAUCGAAAUAUCAAAAACUUCAUGAUUCAGGGCGGUGACCCGACGGGAAGCGGAAAGGGUGGCCAGAGCAUAUGGGGGAAAAACUUUCAGGACGAAUUCGACGGGCCCCUCACGCACAGUACACGUGGAAUCGUGUCAAUGGCGAACAAGGGAAAGAAUACAAAUUCUUCGCAGUUCUUUAUUACCUACAAGCCGGCCAAACACCUCGAUCGCAAGCACACGAUCUUCGGUAAAGUUGUGGAUGGACUCGAUGUCCUGGAUGCUCUGGAGAUGGCGCCAGUGGACGAGGGCAACCGUCCCCUUGAAGACAUUGUCAUCAAAGACAUUGUCAUUUUCCUGGAUCCAUUCGAAGAGUUCCUGAAGGAGAAGGAUCAACAAGAAAAGGCAGAAGCUCAGAAGGCCGAAAUCCAGCGGCAGGGUGGAACAGAUGACGACAAGACGACGUGGACGGGGAAGCGCAUCAGAGGAGACGGCACCAUCGAGCAGUCUGGCAGCGGGGUUGGCAAGUACUUGAAGACGGCAAUGAGCUCCGAAUCCGGAGCUGCGGCGGUUGACGACGAGCAGUUGGUCGAAGACUGGGAGCCGUCAAGGAAGAAAGUCAAGACAGGAGGUUUCGGGAACUUUGACAAUUGGUGA